CUCCUCAGAAACAGAGAAGGGAUUCCGUCUUCUCUCCCCCACCCUCCCUCCUUUCCCCUCCCACCUCACCGUGCCCCCUGCCCCCUGCAGUUUUGCCGCGGUUAGGCCCCGUCCCGCAGCCGCCCUGCAGUGGUCGGUGGUCGGCGUCUUCUGGGAGGGGCGGCCUAGUGCUAAGUGACCAGGACGUGUAUUGUGGGCCGCGUAGUGGAAAUGUGGUUUUCUUUCCUGACGUUUUCUGGUUUAGGUUGUGACCUUGAGCUGUAGUGAGAGACAGAAAUACUUGGAAGGAAUGUCUCCCUCUCCCAAAGUGACUUUAGGAUCAUCAUCCAGUUCGUGUGUAAGCACAGCAGAUAACCUGAAUCUGAGAAUGGGCCCACUUCGUGUCUUUUUUGUUAGAGCAAAAUUCCACACGAACAUUUAUAGUAACUAAAAUACUUCCUUUAAUAUUGAACUUGGCUUAAUGAAUGAAAGUGUACUGUAACAAACAUGCAUAUCAGAGAAAGACAAAAUGCAGAAACAAUUAUGAUCGAAACUGAAACAAUUAGAAAGCAUGCGUGUUAGUGAAGGGCAGUAUUUUGCGUGACAGAUAACCCAUAUAAAUUAGUAUGGCACGAGGUGUUCACCAUGUAGACAGUUGGUGCACAGUAAUUUAUAUUAAGAUAGUAUAAUUUUUCCUGCAUUCCACUUUGACUAGCUUAUUUAAAUCUUAUUUAAAGCUUAAAAAAUUCACAGUGCAGUUCAUUUUCUUAAUUGAAAAUAGCUUAAAUUAACGUUGACUAGUUCGUGGUUUUUCCCUAUACUAUUUGAUAGGCUGUUAAAAACACUACCAUGCGAUGUAGGUCAAGUUAAUUACUUAAUUAGAGGUUUCGUAUGUUGGAAAGGCAAGUGCUCCCCCUGUUUUUCAGUGGCCCCAAAUAAUGUCAUCUGAAAUGUCACCAGAUUUUACUGAGACUUCUGGUGCCGAAAGAAAUCAAGACUUAACCCAGGAUCAUCAAGACGAGAGACAGAAACUAAGAGUCGGUGAAGGGAAUGAGCCAGUAUCUAAACGACAAAUGAAGAAGCUAAUGAAGCAGAAACAAUGGGAAGAACAGCGAGAGCUGCGCAAACAGAAGCGAAAGGAAAAACGUAAGAGAAAGAAAUUGGAGCGACAGUGUCAACUGGAGUCAAACUUGGAUGGAAAUGACAGGAAACGUGCUCGAAGAGAAGUUGUCCAAAGCACACUCCGCCUUAUCAUUGACUGUAGUUUCGAUGAGUUGAUGGUCUUAAAGGACAUUAAGAAACUUCAUAAGCAAAUUCAGCGGUGUUAUGCAGAAAACCGAAGAGCACUACAUCCUGUGCAGUUUUACUUGACAAGCCAUGGAGGUCAGUUGAAAAAGAACAUGGAUGACAAUGACAAAGGAUGGGUCAACUGGAAGGAUAUCCACAUCAAACCAGAGCACUAUAGUGAACUCAUUAAAAAAGAAGACCUGGUCUAUCUUACAUCAGAUUCUCCUAAUGUCCUGCAGGAAUUAGAUGAGUCAAAGGCCUAUGUGAUUGGAGGACUGGUAGAUCACAACCAUCACAAGGGAUUCACAUAUAAACAAGCAUCAGAUUACGGGAUUGAUCAUGCCCAGCUACCCCUUGGAAAUUUUGUGAAGAUGAAUAGUCGGAAAGUUCUGGCAGUUAAUCACGUAUUUGAGAUUAUUCUGGAAUACCUGCAUACAAGAGACUGGCAAGAAGCAUUUUUCACUAUCUUGCCCCAGCGGAAAGGAGCUGUUCCCACAGACAAAGCCUGUGACAGUUCUUCCCAGCACCAGCAGGUGGCCAGAACUGAAGGUGGAUCCGACAGUGAGGGUGACCACAGCAGGGAUGAGCCGGAUUCACUGCAUCCAAAGGAGGCGCACGAUGAAGAGAACCACUGAGUCCACAGUGAAUCUGCCACGUGGAUGCCACCUGGUUCCCUUUGAGCUUAGGGAUGCAUUAGGAGGAAGUGACAAACGAGGUGCUUCUCAGAAUGUCACAGAACACAAUGUUAUUCUCUCUUAUAUAUGUUGUGAAUUUAAAACUCUCUUGGACUAAAUAACAAAAACGCUUUAUACUUUCAGGAAUUUUUAAAGAAGAUUUAAACGUGUAUAUCUUUUUUGUUAAGAUUCGAAGAAGAGUUUUAGAAAAUUUUACUUUGUUACCUUCAUCAGGUAGAGUACCUUCAUUUUCUGGAAUAUGUUUUCCAGAAUGUGCCUUCUGAUCUUCAGUUUUACUCUUUUAUGUUCAGAUCAACACCUUUUGAUCUAUGGCCUGUUUAUUUGUGAGGGCAGAUGUACUGUGAGUACGCUAAAAUGUCUUAUAGAGGAAUUACCCUCUAUCUGCAGAUUUCAUUUUCAACUUAGGUACUGCAAAGAAAUACCAUAACACUGGGCAGAAAUGCAGUUUGCUGGACGCACCCCAUCUCCUCUGGGUUGUGGAGCCUGUCCUGUGUCUCCUUUGUAUUGUCUCUUGUGGAAAUCAUUGCACAAAAUUGAGAAUUUUUUAAUACACUCUUAAUUUCUAUAAUUGUAGUAAAUUACUCCAGUUAUACAUACAAGUGAAUGUUUGCUGGCUAGAUUAUUUUAUAAGGCUGUUACUUUUGAAGGAUCAAUUUAAUCUAUACUGAAUUUAAAAUAAAAUAGGUCUUUGUUAUGCCUUCUAUAUUUUUUAAAAAUAAAACAUUUGUUGGUGAAUAUUGUGCAGCUGCUUCAUCAUAUAGUAAUAAUCAAACUAAUGUAAAUGUUUCUGUUUCUGUAACAAAUAUAUGAGAGUGGACACAUUGUUGCAUUUACAUGUUUGUCCCUGUCAUUAUAUGGUUAUCGGUUAUUAGGUAGUGAAACCUAUCAGGACUUACUUGUUUUGUUUGUGUGAAUGCUUGUGUCAGACACUAAGAACAAUGUGAACCUCAUGAAGUGCAGACAUUCAUCACUGAACAUUUGCUUGGAAUUGUUGGCAGGGGAGGAUGUGUGGGAGGCCAGCAAAGGAGAAUUGAGGCCCACUUGGCCUCUUCUGUGGGCAACAAGGAGAAACAGGCUGGGAUAAUGGCAUGUUGUAGGUUCUCGGAAAAGUCAAUUCAGCUGAGAUUAAGUUGUUACCAGAGCAUGUACUAUUGGGUACUGCACCGCAGAUAAAUCUUGUAUUACUCAACUGCUUGUAUCUGUGUUUGAGUAAAUAAAGGCAGGAUGAGCCAGAUGCUCGAGGCUCCUCUGCCUACUAGAGUC
Molecule: messenger RNA, 3224 nt
Organism: Cavia porcellus (domestic guinea pig)
Lineage: Eukaryota; Metazoa; Chordata; Mammalia; Rodentia; Caviidae
Gene: Trmt10a
Product: tRNA methyltransferase 10A
Exons: 8
Coding region: 918-1901 (327 amino acids)
Biological process (GO): tRNA N1-guanine methylation
Cellular component (GO): cytosol; nucleoplasm; nucleus
Molecular function (GO): methyltransferase activity; tRNA binding
Source: RefSeq, a predicted model, not a curated record